Messenger RNA from Malaya genurostris, 6173 nucleotides. RefSeq names its product kinesin-like protein Klp98A (gene Klp98A). Lineage: Eukaryota; Metazoa; Arthropoda; Insecta; Diptera; Culicidae. The transcript is spliced from 10 exons. The record is from RefSeq and is a predicted model, not a curated record. The coding region runs from base 847 to 4926 and encodes 1359 amino acids. Gene Ontology annotation, molecular function: microtubule binding; ATP binding; phosphatidylinositol binding. Gene Ontology annotation, biological process: microtubule-based movement.
ACAAAGCAAAGUCGUCCAUCAUUGAACGACGAGAGCUUGUACGGUUCGGUCGCGUUUUGUACUUUGUUUUGCGAAGAAAAGACAGAAGCUUGAAACUAUUUUAUUUGUUUCAUUGUGUGCUAUAGAUAAAAAAGCUGUUAAAUUUCCAUGUUUGUGUGUUUGUGAAAAUUUGCUAUUGUUUUGCCUUCAAUCAGUGCAGCAUCUAUUCAUACUGCUGUCAGUGAAAAUGCAGUGAAGUGCAAUAACAUAAAACGCCUAUCUUGCUGAUGACUGCGGUGCGAUGGGAUUGAUUUAGGAAUUGUGUCUGUUUUUUUUGACAGAAUCAUAAUUGAUGUUUUUUUCGUAAGCGUGACAAGUCGGUUUAAGGAGUAAAAAUGCCGUGCAAAUAUCGUUUUUAGUCAUCCCACUUACAGCUGCGACGGCCAUCAAGUAAGCUCGACCCAAAAUAUAAGCGAAAGCGAAGCAAUAGUGACGACGAAGAAUGACACAAAAAGGUUUCCCCCUGGUGUUUGUGUUGCUGCUUGCUUGCUUUCGGAGUGUUGUGCAAAGAAACACUACCCUGAUAAAUUAAUGUGCAUAAAGCAGAGCGAAAAGUGGAAAAUAUGCUAAUUGCUGCUAGUUUUACUCAAAAUACGGUGCAAUAAUAAGUCCCCAUCUUCAUUAGUAAGUAAGAGUGCCAGUUUUCUGCCGUGGGUUAUACGAGAGCGGAUGUUUUAGGAGAUAAGCCUGGAAGCUAAAACAUGAUCUGGAUAAUCGGCACCAGAAUCGUGCACUGUUACGCCUGUCGUUGAUCUGUGCUGGGAUUUACAUCACGGUCGUCUAGAAUUCAGCUGUGGAUUUGAAGAAAUGGCGUCACUGAAGGUCGCUGUUCGCGUAAGACCUUUCAAUCAAAGGGAAAAUGAACUGGACUCCAAACUCAUCGUCCAGAUGGACGGCAAAAAGACCCGGCUGCUCAAACCAAAGUAUGCCGGAUCCGCCGGGGCCCGGAUGGAGCUGAUGAACCGCGGUGGACCGGAGCCUUUCAAUGAUUUUACCUUUGACCAUUCGUACUGGUCGGUGGAUGAAUCGGAUGCACACUACACCCCGCAGGACAAGGUCUUUGACGAUCUCGGGACGGAAAUUGUCGAUUGUGCGUUUCAAGGUUACAAUGCAUGCGUUUUUGCGUACGGCCAAACCGGAAGUGGCAAAACAUUCACCAUGAUGGGUACGGCGGAAGCUCAAGGUCUGAUACCACGAAUAUGCCGUUCGCUGUUCGGCCGAAUGAAACUGGGCCAGGAGGAAGGCGUGGGUUACAAAACGCAGUGCUCCUAUCUGGAAAUUUACAACGAACGGGUAAAGGAUUUGCUGGGACCGAGUGGAGCCGGUCAUGGGUUGAGAGUACGCGAACACAGAACGCUGGGACCGUACGUGGAAAAUCUUUCGCAGCAUCCGGUGUCCGAUUAUGGUGAAAUUCAGAACUGUAUGGUACAGGGUAACAUCCAGCGGACCACAGCCAGCACCAACAUGAACGAUACCAGCAGUCGGAGUCAUGCCAUUUUCACCAUCACCUUUGUGCAGGCCCGAUAUUUGGACGACAUGCCCAGCGAAACGGUGUCCAAGAUUCAUUUGGUGGAUUUGGCGGGAAGUGAACGAGCGAAUGCCACGGGAGCUACCGGUCAACGGCUGAAGGAAGGUGCCCACAUAAACAAGUCACUGGUCACACUGGGUAGCGUGAUAUCGGCACUAGCAGAGCAAACCAAUCCGACGCAUAAUAAAAGAAUCCUGUAUAUUCCCUACCGGGACUCGAUCCUAACUUGGCUGCUGAAAGACAGUCUCGGAGGAAACAGUAAAACUAUUAUGAUAGCAGCCAUUUCUCCGGCGGACGUGAAUUACAGUGAAACGCUGAGUACGCUUCGGUACGCAAAUCGAGCCAAGAACAUCAUCAACAAACCAACGAUCAACGAAGAUCCGAACGUCAAGUUGAUCCGCGAGUUGCGCGACGAAAUCUACAAACUGAAGAUGAUGCUUUCCAGCGACGGAUCUUCGUUGGAACCGUCCCUGAAAGUACUGGAAGAUCUGCACAAAAAGGAAGCCCAGGAAAAGGUGCUGACCGAGGAGUGGACGGAAAAGUGGCGCGAGGCACAGUCCAUUCUGCGCGAGCAGAAAUCACUCGGGCUGCGAAAGUCUGGAGUGGGAGUUGUGUUGGAUUCCGAGAUGCCUCACCUGAUUGGAAUUCACGACGACAUCAGCACCGGAGUUACGCUUUACAGUUUGAAAGAGGGUGAAACAACCAUCGGCACGGCUGAAGCCCCGUUUCCCCAGGACAUCUCCCUGAAUGGUAUUGGCAUCCAUCCCGAACACUGUCGGAUUGUAUUGAACAAUGGAAAUGCCACGAUCUAUCCGAAUCCGUCGGCAACCUGUCUGUUGAAUGCGAAUAGCAUCGAAGCUCCGACGGCCAUCAGUCAGGGUGACAUCCUGUUGCUUGGUCGAACGAACAUGUUCCGCUACAACAAUCCGGCCGAGGCAGCUAAGCUGCGUCAGGAUAACAAUCAUGCCCAGCGUUCGUCUCGGUUGGAUCUGUCCCGACUGUCGUUGAUUGCGGCAUCACGGGAAAAUCUGUGCAGUAGUUUUAUGAGUGACGACGACAAUUUAACUUCACCACAGAAUCCGAUGCGCUUCCGGCAGUACACGCCCAGUCGGGAAGACACUGAACUACAGGAUGAACAUCGGAAAAUCCUACAGACGAUCGAAAAUGCUCUGAAACAGUUGAAUCUGGAGCGAGCACGAAUGCACGAACAGUUCAAGAGCAAAAUUCAGCUGUGUCGAGACGAACUGGACCGGCUGGAGAGCAGCAAACGCGACCGGUUGAUGAUUCUCGAUUGUCGAAUAGACGAGUUGAUGGCCCGUCGGGAAAUGAUACUCUGGGAGAAGAGUAACGAAAGGACCCAGGUGGACAUUUUAGUUCGACAGCUCUCGGCACUGCAAACGCAGCUAGACACGAAGAAGCGCGAUUUCUACGAGUACGUCGCCAAAGAACUCCAAGAGCUGCAGGAUUGCGGUAAACUGGACGAGGCUAGCAUAGAGCUAAUUCAUAACGCACCGCAUACGGAAGACUACUCGGAAACGUUGCUCACCAUCUCGAAGUCAUUGGAUAACUAUUCGGCACAAUACGUUCGGGAGUACAUCCGACGGAAUCGCGAGGAACUGGACAAGUACGAACGGGAACUCCACGCGAAGGAAUCCUUGCUUGACGAGAGCAAUCGUAAGAUUGCCGAACUGGACCAGAAGAUUGGUGAGCUGGAACAACAGAAUCAAGAGCUGCUGCAGCAGCGGUCUCAGCUCGAGAUGGAAGAGAUGCAGAGGAAGAAACAAUCGAUGACACUGAACCUUGCCAAAACAACCAACAUGACGAUGGAACCCGAUCCGAACGGGGCCGGUGAUCAGCAGCUGAGAUCACCUUCGGUGUCCGAGUCCCGUACAUUGGAAACGUGCGAUACUUUCCAUACUGCGAAUUCGGACUGUUCGUUUGUGUCGGCUCUGAACACCCCGGCCCUGGAAGCUCUCGGUGGUCAUCUUUUGCCAACACCCAACAGUAACAGCAGUUCGGCCGAGGGUACCGAAUCGGGAGUGGAUCACGAGUCGGACUUCGAGGAGGCCGGUUUGGUGGGUGGUCAAGGGAUGAGUGACAGCGGGGUUAGCUUCGAAACUAACAAGCUGAGCAGUGAGAGCAACGGAAAACUGAACGGAAAGUUACUGUUCCGAACGGAUGAUCACUGUCUGUUGCUUUCCACGUCCACUCCGAACCCGAAGUACGCCAAUAAAACGUUGAUUGUGAAUGGGAGUAAAAUUGAGAUCAGUGACGGUUUGUCAGGGUCCGGAGAGGACGGGCGGAUUCGAGGCUCCAGUGAUGAAUCGGAUGAAAACUAUGAGCACGGUCCGGAAACGGUGGAUAACAAUGUCACGAGAACGACCCAAUUGGUGCGGUUAGGAGGUAAUAACAAGAAUAUUAUGAGGACGGAGAUUUUCGAUAUCAGACACGGAAUCCAUCCGUUGCGGGUGAGUAGUCGAAAUGGGGACGACGACGAAGAUGAUGAGGACGACGAACGACAUUCUCAUUCGUCUUCGCUGGACAAUAACUCGAUCAAUUCGUCAACGGCAAACCUGAUUCUGUGCGAAAUGAAUCUGCUUCGGGAGAGCAUCGCCACGAAGAAGGCGGAAAUUAUGAAGAUUCUGGAAACGAACGGUGACAAAUCGCAACUGGAUGGGAAAAUCAACGAACUGGAAGAUCUGCAAAAACGAAUCGUUCUGCUGGAAAUCAAGGUGCAGGAUGUGGAGAAAGCCGCCUGCCUGUCGGAUGGCGAUGGCGGAGGAAUUGAGUCGACUCGAGACUUGCCGGGAAGUUUUACCGACAGCGACGAUAGCCGAAUCAAUUCCUGUAUCUAUUCGGACUACGUGCGACGACGGACGGAGGGAAGCAUCUAUGCACCGAGUGUGACCCGUUCGCUACCAUCCAUCGACAGUUCGUACCGGUCUGAAUACCUGAUCAAUAUUCCAACGUAUAUCAUUCGAGGAGCGGGAAAACAAACCCACUACGAAUAUGAGGUGAAAAUCAAUCUGCCGGACGAUCGGUGGACUUUACUGAGAAGGUACAGUCGGUUCCGGGAGUUGCAACUCAAAAUGAAGAACGUUUAUGGCGAAAAGGUAUCAGCGAUUCCGUUUCCCCGGCGGGAGUUUUUUGCCUCUAAUACGGAAUCGGUGGCGAAAAACCGUCGCCGUCAGCUGGAGAUUUACCUGCGACGGUUGCUCGUCGUCUGUUCGAAAAUACCGCAGAGUCCGAUCUACGAAGGCGAAGGCCGCCCGGGUCUGACCAAGGCUACCCUCAUCGAGUUGCAUGCCGGUUUCUUCAAGAAGGGUCUAUUCGAAACCGGAAAGCACGGAACGGGUUAGGAUUGUAAGCAAAUAACAAAACGAACAGAAAACUAAGAGCUAAAGCAAAAACUACAAGGCGACAAAGAAUUUGUAAGGCUGAUUUUUAGACAACGGUGUGUAAAUUUGUAGCUGGUAAGUUUUUGUUAGUUUUAUUUCCAUUUUAAAGUUAAGACAUGUUUGCUAGCCAAGACACACACACACACAAACACAGACGAAGAGCAGGAACAGUGAUGAGGACAAUAAAUGCGCUAGUUUCGGUAGUUAACUACAAGUGAUGCCGAGCGGGAAAACGGAAGCAAUCUCUUGUUUUCGAUUUGGAAUCCCAAUUUGUUUUCCAGGUUAUUUCUUUUUUGUUAUUGGGUAAAAUUGGGCUUGCUCCAGCUUUGACAGUGACUCAAAACUGCGAGUCUAAGACCUCUUCCGAUAACGAGAGCCUAACCAGGAAUUUAGACAAAACGAUUAUUCAAUACAACUAGAUAAGUAUGCAAUUUAUUUGUUCAUGAUCGAUCGUGUAUUGCCUUAUGUAUGAACAAAUGUAGAGAAAUUGGUUCGGAGAUUCUUUCGUGAUGAUUUCGACUCACAACACACAUGUACACAUAUACAAACAACUGUGAUUUUUCAUCCCCCUUAUGAGAGAAUAUCAAUCCCGUAGAAUGGAGGAUAACAAUUAGUUUCAUUGGUAAGUGCGUUAGUUUAGAAAAAAAACCACGUUAGAUGAAGUUAUAUUUUUAAACUACAACAAAAAACCAACCCCUGUUAACGUAAGAAGAUAGAGCAAACGACGUAAACCGAGCUGCGUUGUCCUAUAAAUCGUUACUGUAUUAGUUGGUGAGUUUGAAUUUGUUAAACAAGAAAAACGAAAGUGAAAAAGAGAGCUUUUUCAGAUUUACGUGAUCCUAAUUCCUAGGUUUGUAAGAAUAGUUUCUAAGUGUUGACAGUGAAGAUCAUUAGUAAAAAACAAAAACGUACUAAAAAAAUUUAUCCUAAGAAAAAGAUAAUUCAGUAAUUAAACGUUCAAAUCAAUGUAAUCGUGCUUGAAACGAAUGAAAAAUAAAAUACCUAAUAUUUGUUAGUUGCCGUAUAACAACACUAGCAAGCACAGUUCGGUGUUGCAAUCAAAUUAAUAGGUUCCAUAAAAUAUACUAUAGCCUAGUGAUGAGAUGAACAUCAAAAAUAUGGAGUUAAGCAAAAGAUUUGAGCCAACAUACGAUUGGCGAGCGUUUUUGUAUCAGAAUAGAAAAUUACUAAAUUGUAAACAACUGUGA